Molecule: messenger RNA, 366 nt
Organism: Ectocarpus sp. CCAP 1310/34
Lineage: Eukaryota; Phaeophyceae; Ectocarpales; Ectocarpaceae
Source: the annotation of a GenBank genome assembly
CCCCGGCGUUGAAGUCGUUCAUGAAGGCGUUGACGUUACGCUCGGCAGGCAGCGGAGGCCUUCCCGGGGACGCCACCGUCGGCGGUGACGCAGACGCCGACAUGGGUGACUGCUCGUCGAGGGGCGGGCUGCCCUUCGGCGCGACGUCCAUCGGGCUGCUCGCAACCAUGCUCAGCCUCCUGCAACAACGGGAAGAUGGUCAGCACUGAAGUCGUGGUCCCGGCUUUGCCGUCCAAACAGGUGUCACACAAUGCCGCAGCAGCCAUUGAGGGCAUCGCCGCUACACCGGGUUGGCACUUACAGAAGUACAUCGAAGCAGUAGUUUUGACUACCGAGGUGCCGCCGUGCAACGAGGUUUUUGGAACC